Molecule: messenger RNA, 897 nt
Organism: Loa loa (African eye worm)
Lineage: Eukaryota; Metazoa; Nematoda; Chromadorea; Rhabditida; Onchocercidae
Exons: 4
Coding region: 10-540 (176 amino acids)
Source: RefSeq, a predicted model, not a curated record
UAUCAGGUAAUGGAGGAUAUGUUGGAAAACCGGUUAGUGAAAUUGGAAGGUCGAUUAGGUCUGCACAAAGCAGGGAACGUUAUAAAUGUAAGUGAGGAAUUAACUCUUCUGCGAAAGAAGUUAUCUGAAGCUGGUUGUGGCUUCCUGCUGAAAAUUCCAACUGAUGUAAUGAAAAAAAUCACUGAUCUGGCUACUGGUAGUGAUUAUUUGACCCCAGCGGAAAAGAAAAGAGAAAUAGAGUUUGGUUAUGAUUUAAUGUUCGAACGGGUUAGACUGCUGGAGGAGUUUCAGAAAGAUUCCGAGGUUGUGUUCAAAUCUGAAUCAAUUGCAAAUGUAAGCCAUCAUCUACCAGCACUCGAUGCUGCCGAAAAGGAAAUCAAUGAGUCAGCUUUAGAUGUGCAAAAGCAUCAUAGCAGUGUAGUGGAUCUCAAAGAAAAAUUUGUGAUACUUUUGGAGCAGCUUCAUUAUCAGGUUCUGGAAUGGGAAAGUGUUGUAGAAAAGCUUGAGCAAGUGAAGGAAACGAAUAAAACAAAUGCAUAGUUUCAUAUACAGGACGUUUUGCGUUUUCAAGAGAAGACUUGUAGAUGAACUUUGUGAAUUUUGUGAACUUUGUAACUUUGUGAACUUUGUUUUUUGCGAUUCGUGAUGUUUUUCUUCAUUUGUAUCGCUGUGUUUUGCAUAAUUUUGUCAUUCAUAUCAAAAAAUGGAUAGCGAGCUGUAAUUGUAUGUAAUAGGUUAGAAUAUUUAUAUGGUAUUUAAAGUGUCAUUUUUUACUAUACGUUUAUGCUUUGAAACAUGCUUCUAGCAAUAGGAAGUUUUUUAUGCCCACAAUUAGGAAUGAGGGCUCAUCCAGCAGAUCACUGCUGAAAUUAUAACCAAGAUGAGUGAAUAAAAUGG